Phycodurus eques (leafy seadragon) is the source of this 4219-nucleotide messenger RNA. RefSeq names its product single stranded DNA binding protein 4 (gene ssbp4). The record is from RefSeq and is a predicted model, not a curated record. Gene Ontology annotation, molecular function: protein binding; single-stranded DNA binding. The transcript has 17 exons. Gene Ontology annotation, cellular component: nucleus. Lineage: Eukaryota; Metazoa; Chordata; Actinopteri; Syngnathiformes; Syngnathidae. The coding region runs from base 88 to 1296 and encodes 402 amino acids. Gene Ontology annotation, biological process: positive regulation of transcription by RNA polymerase II.
AGGGGUAGCUAUGGAGAUGGAGCGUUUUCCUGGCUGCUUUCUUUGACAGGUGUUGAGUGGGGCAAAAGUCUUAAAACAGAAUCCAGCAUGUACGCCAAAGGUAAAGGAGCUGUGGUCCCUUCCGACAGCCAAGCCCGAGAAAAGUUAGCUUUAUACGUGUAUGAGUAUUUGCUGCAUGUCGGCGCACAGAAAUCAGCACAGACCUUCCUGUCAGAGAUCCGAUGGGAGAAGAACAUCACACUCGGGGAACCUCCGGGAUUUUUACACUCGUGGUGGUGUGUAUUCUGGGAUCUGUACUGUGCCGCCCCGGACCGUAGGGAGACAUGCGAACAUUCCAGCGAGGCCAAGGCCUUCCACGAUUAUAGUGCGGCCGCUGCCCCCAGUCCAGUGAUGGGCAACAUGCCGCCCAACGAUGGCAUGCCGGGAGGACCCAUGCCACCGGGAUUCUUUCAAGGUCCCCCAGGAUCUCAGCCUUCCCCUCAUACACAGCCUCCCCCACACAACCCCAGCAAUCCCAUGAUGGGCCCUCAUGGACAGCCAUUCAUGUCGCCGCGGUACCCAGGUGGUCCGAGACCCGCACUCCGCAUGCCAAACCAGCCGCCCGGGAGCAUUCCCGGAUCACAGCCUCUCCUGCCAAACAGCCUGGACCCCACCAGACCUCAAGGACAUCCAAACAUGGGCGGUCCGAUGAGAAUGAAUCCCCCUCGAGGAAUGGGGGGCAUGGGUCCACAGAAUUACGGUGGAGGAAUGAGGCCUCCUCCAAACUCAAUGGGGCCAGGGAUGCCCGGCAUGAAUAUGGGUCCUGGCGGAAGGGGUCCAUGGCCGAACCCUAACAACAACUCAAUAGCUUAUUCGUCUUCAUCUCCGGGCAACUACGUAGGCCCCCCAGGGGGAGGAGGCCCACCAGGAACUCCCAUCAUGCCGAGUCCUGGAGAUUCAACAAACUCAAGUGAAAACAUCUAUACAAUGAUGAACCCCAUUGGCCCUGGUGGAAAUAGACCUAACUUCCCAAUGGGACCGGGGCCAGACGGGCCCAUGGGUGGCAUGGGUGCCAUGGAGCAGCAUCAUAUGAACGGCUCGCUAGGGUCUGGUGACAUGGACGGGUUGCCAAAGAAUUCUCCCAACAACAUGGCAGGCAUGAACAAUCCGCCUGGCACUCCUCGGGAUGACGGCGAGAUGGCAGGCAACUUUUUAAACCCAUUCCAAAGUGAAAGUCCCCUCGGGAUGCCCAUGGACAGCAGGACCCCCCUCAAGGGCCCCCAUCCCAGCGUCUGUAAAAUGGGAGUAAGAACAUGAGACUUUCUUCCUCGCCUGCUGCGACCACUCCCCCUCCACCCCUCCUUGUCAUGAGCCUUGGAGCCCCCCUCCCCCCAAAAUAUCACACCCAGUCCAUUCAACCAGUCAUGAAGCUCAACAAUGGCAGAAAUAAUAAGCACAGGCCCCCCAAAAAAUGCGCAAUAUAUAUUUUUUAAUUUUAUCUCCUGACAAAUAUCUUGAGGUGUUUCGCUCCAUUCAAGGCCUGCUGGGUAAUGGGAAAUAUCACAUUCGGAGCUCAAAGUGUUUUGUUGACAAGUAAACAAAAAAACACUCGAUCAGUAUUUUAUGUUCUUUUUAUGUUGUGACAAUUAAUUUCCACAAAUCAGUUGUAUUCAAUGGCAAUCUAUAUUAUAACAAAUACCUAAAGAUAGGUAUCUCCAUGUACUGUACAAAUAGUACAUCAUACAUACAGUACAUAUACAUAUGUGAUGGACAGUGGAUAUAGAACAGCUUAACUUUAUUUGGGGUUAAUCAAAGGCACUUUAAAUGGUGCCAGGUGUGUGCUGACUCCCAUUUAACAUGAGUUUGAAUGUGAUUGGUUCAUUCUGAACACAGCCACUUCCCCGGUUUUAAGGGUGUGCACACUUGUGCAACCACAUUUUCUCAGUUGUUUAUUUUUACUUCCCCUCUCGAAAAGGAUAAACAAAAAUUCAAUUGAGUUGUAGAGGUGACAGGUGCAAAAAGGUUUUGAAAUUCCUCUUGGUUUCAUGUUUUUGUAUCAUAGAAACCAGGCAUUUGAACAGGGGUGUGGAGACUUUUACUAUCCACUGUAUGUCAAAGUACAUCAUGAUUUCCGCCAAGUUCAUGAAAAGCAACUCUGACUUGAAGCAGUUUUACAAUGCACUUUUUCCUAGUCUGAGGUCGGAAACUUCCGCUUUCCCAGUUUCAUGGAAUGCAGCAUAAAUCCGUCAAGGUUGAAUCUUUUGAGGUGAGCCAACAGAUUUGAUCUCAUGUGUAAAUAUUUAACCCAUAUUGCUGUCCUUUUAUUCAUUUUAUUCCUUUCCUUUUUAUUAAAUCCCUAAAAUGUGUUUACCCCCUGCAUCAGUUUUUUAUUUUUUUAUUUUUUUUAAUGGAGUUUAACAUGACCUCUUUUCGAUUCAAGACUUAUUGUGUUUAUUUGGACUCGAAUUCAAUUGUGGUGAUUUUGCCCUUUGGUAUGAAGGAGUAUUAGGGCCACACUGCAAAGAUAAACUGUAUUGUCAAAAUGAAUUUUAAAAAAAAUAUUUUUGAUAUUGAGAAUAAAGUUUGAAUAUCACAAGAAUGAAGUUGAACUGUUAAGGCAAUAUUUAUAGUUUUACAAGAAUAAAGUCAUAGUAUUAUGAGAAUAAAGUCAGAUUUGUACAAGCAUAAACCUGUUGAGGAUCUUGUCAAUUUAAUCUUUCACAUUUUCUUAAACUUUUUUCUUGCAAAAAUAAACAAUUAUGUUCAUAAUAUUAGUACAUUAUUCUCAUCAUAUUACAAUUUUUUGGGGGAAAAAUACACCUUUAUUUUCAUGAUAUUAAACUAUUAUUCUUGUAAUGUGACUUUUUUUUCACUUGAAAUAAUACAUCUCUAUUCUGAUAAUAUUACACAUUUAUUCUAAAGGGAUACAGUAAAAAAAAUUUACUUGGGGGGGAAAAAAUAACCUUUAUCGUCAUAAUAUUACAACUUUAUUGUUGUAAUCAUCUGACUUUUUUUCUUGGAAAAAAGACUUCUUUAUUCUUCUAAUGUUAUGACUUUUUUUCUUAAAAAGAAAAUGCAACUUUCUUCUUAAAGUACAACUUUGUCACCUUAUUUUCUCAUCAUCAGUUUGAAAAAAAAAUACAACCUAAUAUAAUAAUAUAAUGCCUUGAACCGUAAUAUUACAAGUUUAUUCUCAUAAAAUAAAACUAUUUCAUUCAUAAUAAUACAACUUUUUUUCUUAAAGAAAUAAAGCGUUUUAUCAGGAUAAUGCCACGUUUACUCCUUAAUAAUACGUUUUUUCUUCCAACUUUAAAAGAAAAACUACAACUUUUUAAAAACUACAACUCUCAAAAUCUCUUAACACGUACUCGUUUUUUCUCUUUUUUUUAUAGCACGGCCUUAAUACUUCUUCAUACAUUGGUUAAGUAGUCCAGACUGUUGGAAAGAUGACAGAAUCAACUAAGUGAUAUGUUUGUUUUUUUCCUUUGUUGUUUUAUCAGAUUGUUUUGAUCCAUUCAGCAGUAAGAAUAAUCCACAGAACGUCCACAGAAUCUUCUAAGUGACAUGAUUAUUCCUGUACAUUUGGCCUGAGUUUAAAGGGAUAAAAAUUAUAUUGUUAUGUUAUGUGCUGGGUGGAUAUCUCCAGGAUUUGGCUCCCAGAGGAGGCCGCCCAGGGAGACACUCCCACCGGUCAACAUAAUGACACGUACCCUCCCUUUCUUUCCUCAAAUACCACCCCUCUUUACUUUUUAAUUUUUCGUUUUGUUUUUGUAAAUACUGUACAAUGCAUUUUGAUAUCAUGGACAUGUUUUGAUAUGUCAGUCACUACCGAUGAGUACAGCUGAGAGUAAAUUAUUAAUGAAACUGUCCAUGUUUUUUCAUAGAGGAAAGAGGACACCCGUUGACUAUUUGGCUCACAUGUGGCUAAAUGUCCACUCUGGGGAAAAAAAGAAAAGAAAAAAAAAGUUGUUCUAGGACGCAGAGAUGACUAGAAGUAAUCAUUAAAACCUGACCUCAUAUUGCAGUUUUUAAUAUGAAGGAUUUUUUUAGCCAUUGAAAACACUCAAGAGGAGUUUGUUAUUAAAUGACCGUGACGGGGUGAAAAGAAAAACAGUGUCCUUUGAUAUGGAGUCCUGUACAGACACUCUCUCAGUCCUCUGUGUAUAUGGAUCAUCUCUGUACUUCUAUUGUGAUGUAUAAUACUGUACCAUUAGGAGUAAGAUCUGCUGGUCAUGUUGAG